CAAUUUUUAGUCGAGGCUUAACGCCCGAAGAAGAAACAUCAAUUCGAAAAGAAAUUAGCGUGCCGCGAGCCGGUAGCUCAUAUAAUAACACAAAAAAAAAUCCAUAGGAAAUAUGCCGGAUUCGUCGUGAGAGCGAGAGACCAAUUGCGAGUACAUGCCGGUCAUGUGGUAGAAAGGGACGGUAACAAAGAUUUCAACGUUGUUCAGUUUGGUACGAGGCAGGUCUCGCGCAAACAAGAGAAAGAGCGUAGACCAAGAAGAACGCACGGGCAGGCCUGGUUUCAAUACUGAAGAAAAGGACACUAGUGAAAAAGCCACGGAUCGAGCGCGUGUGUAUUGUGGCAAGUGAAAGAAGAAAAUCGAUAUUAUGUGAAUGUGUCAAAAUCAGGUCACUGUGGAUUUAAAGCAAGCCAGGCUGCAAAGCCGUAGAUCGAUGCCUGAUUAGUCUUAAAGUUAGACAAAUCACAAAUAAAAUUUGACAAAAAGUGUGAUACUCGUUUUGGACCGUCGAUCGGUUGCGAAAACAUAUUCGUGUCGUUUCGCGAAUUUAACGAAAAAUCAUUUGGUCCCUCUUAGUGAAGACUGAGCUGAAGACGUUCGCGAAGAUUUGGGAAUAGAGGAACAGCACGAGCACACGAGCAGUCGGAUUUUUUGCUGUCAGUCUAAUUCCACAUUAUCGACUGCAACGAUCAAAUUAUCAGCGCCAUUUCGUUUUAAGAAGACUGAGUUCUUGCAGCCAACAGCAUCCAAUUUUCAUCAGAAGCAGGAGCAAACUACCGCCGGUGAUUACACUGUCUACGCACGUAGAGCCGUUUGCAGUAGUUUGGAAUUUCAUUAGCUGGAUGUUCCUGAUAAGUGUUAAUUUGGUGGCAACGACGAAAAUAAAGUGAAACCACGUCAGAAUUCGAUUGUGAUCUGAAUUAAUAAAGUUGAAGCAUAUCGGUAGAUUUGGAAAUUGCAUGUAUACGGUGCCAAAUAAAAAAGUGUGUGUUAAUGAAUAUUAAGCAUUAAAAUAAAAGAGAAAAUUCCAAUGAAAAUUGGUUGAAGUGUGGAUUGGCAGUGUCGUUCACCCGUUCAGGUGGUUCGGGUAACACCUCGGGGUCUAGCAUCGGAGUGGAAUAAAAUCAAUACCACCAACACUAUCAGCACUAGCAGGAUGGCAAUGGCAGCAUGUUAUUCAAACUAUGAGCUCUCGGCGGGUUCAGGAAUCUCCCACCAGCAGCAAGCCCAGUUGCAUCACAUACCUGUGUCCACGAGGCUGACUAGCGCUGCACCUAUGGCACAGAAGGACUAUAGUAUUCCGCUACAUGUAGACUGCAGUGUGGAGUAUGAAUUACCAAAUCAAGCCAAACCUCCAGUAGGAGCUCGGGUGGAACCGUUAUUGAUGAUUCAUCCCUGUUAUUUUCGUAAAAUGGAAAGUCAGCGACGCAGUCCAUUUAUAAAUAAUAUGCCAAAUUCAUCCCGUAGUUCUAAUUCAAUUGUUGCCAAUGUUGUUGAUUCGUCAUCGAUGAGCCGGCGCAGCUCAAAAUCUAGUUCACAGCAAACUUCGCAGCAGCCGCAGCAACAUGUUGUAGUCUCUAGUCAUCAAAGCAGUAUGCAUCAUCAUCAAAAUCUACAGCAACAGAUUGAUGAAUACGUACAGCGACAGAUGGCUCAAAGGUCCCAACAGGCGCACUAUCCUGUGGGAGCAAGCAGUCAACAGCAGCAGCAACAACAACAGUCACAGCAUGUUCAAUCACAACAUCAUCGCCAUCAUUCGCAUCAACCACCGCCACAGCAACAGCAAAUCCAUCAACAGUCACAUGUAUCCAGUCAACAACAAUCCUCCAAUCAAUACAGUUUGCAAAGUCAGCAGCAGCAACAACAGCAACUAGCAAAUACCUCAGACUGGAGCCGUUACAUGGGCCCCGACGGGGUAGUUCGGAACUACGGAAAGGUCAAUAUAGCCAAUCAAACUGCCUAUAGCAACAGCAACAACAACAACAACAACAGCAAAUCAAAAGCUAUUAAACGUUGUAAUACGGGUAUGACCCAGUUGGCGCACACAAAUGCCGCCGGCACUGGUCAGCAACAACAGCAGCCGAAUUUGAUGCCGGCCAGCUGUGCUGCAUUCAAUAGUAACAGCAGUUUGGAGGGUGGCCUGCCAUCCGGUCCUCGGUGGGACGUUGAAAAGACUUCAAUGGCCGCUGUGCCUCGUGAUUUUCAGGCUGGUCCCGAAUCGUUACCGAUCAAAGUGAAUGCUAGUCUACUGGCGAGCGGAAAUAGUUCCCAAACUGCCAGCAGUAACAAUAAUAACUAUCAACCGUCGGCAACAAUGUACCGAAAUCCGUCGGUCGUUGGCAAACGUGAUGCUAUGCUUUCUGGAGGCUGUGGUGUAUAUAGUAAUAGUAGCAACAAUAAUAACAAUAACACUAGUAUCAAUAACAGCACGGAACUGGGACUAUCAACUAAUGGUCUGUGGGACUCAGCGGCGCUUUUAGAGAAAAGUCCAAUGGCUACGAUACCACGUGACUAUCAAGCUGGUCCAGAUCACAUGUCGUGUGGCAAAAUGGUGGGCGCUGGCAGUGCCAUGCUCACAUCCGGCCAUGCGUUGCUGCGAAGCAGCAAUCAUCACACCAGUUCCAGUAGCAAUAGCAUCAAUAGCAGCAGUAGCUAUCAGUCGGAAAAGGUUGCUCUGUUCGGCAAGUAUCGACAGCACCAGAGGACAUCCCAUCGACUGCAUCCCUACAUGAUGACCGGUUCGAUGGGCGGUUCAUUUCCGCCGCUGAUGGCUCCAGCAUUCCCUCAGAUGCAGCAAGUGUCGUGUUACAAUGUGUGAUUUUAAUGCUUAUCGGUAAAGAAAAAAUUGAUGAGAGUAAAUGAAAAGAAGGAAUAAUUUAUUAAUGAUUAUUCUUUGCUAUAAUCUCUUUGUUUGUGUCUUAAAACGACGAAGAACAUGAAGGUAAAAAUAUAAAAAAAUAUAAUCGAGCAACUUUUUUUGUUGCAUUUAAAUGUGAUAGUAGUUUUACUCCAAGCAACUUCGAAAGAUAGUAAGAAAGUAAUGAUUACAAAAUAGGAUACAAGUUAAACAAAAUAUCGCUAUAUAUAAAAAUAUGUGUUCCAAAGAAAGUCAUGCGAAAUGUAGUGAAUGCAGAAAAAAAUGCUACAACAAAUGAAAAAGAUAGAAAUGCCGUCGGAUGUUUUAAAAGAGCAGAAGAAGCAAGAAAAUAAAGCUAAAACAGAAAUAGUACGAGAGUUCGAUAAUCCGCGAAAGUUGAAAAGUUUGUCGUGUACAGAUUACCACAAGGAAGAAAUAAGAAAAAAUAAAGUGCUGAUGAUGUGCAGGAUGUUGGAAGAGAUUGUGAGAAAAGAAUGAGUUGCAGAGAUUCCUAGCCACCAUUUUGGAUUACCGUUGAUGUUCUCAUCAGUCAUCGGAAAAGUACGACUGUUUUGUACCUCCAUUGACUAAAACUGCGCUACUGUGUGCGAAAUCAGCUUUACUCAUCAAUAUUUAUCAGUGAUAACCAUCGUUAUAGCCGUGGGGAAGUUUUAAGCUAUUCCAAAACGAAAUAUUGUCGGUUUUUGCAUCACUACCGACAUCACUAUCAUCAUCGUUCUUUAAAAACCAACACAAAGAUAAUCUACACGCAUCCGUUCGCCUGAGGCUAACAACUGUCAACGGACUGUCCCAUAAACUUAUCCAACCUUUGCCUGGACUAUUUGGAUUACCGAGUUUUCUUACUGCUAGUUCUUGGCUCCACUACUCAUCUCCUCGCUAAAAUAUAAAUUACACUUACUGAAAGCAAACAUACAAACACAUAAACACAUCUACAAUCACACUCACAACUAUGCGAGAACCCUCUUCCUAUCUAACUACAAAAUUGAGGGAUUAGAACUGAUUUCCGGAAUAUAUAUCUUAAUAAGUAACUAAAACGGUCAGAAACCUUUGAAAAGACACAACAUUUAGCUCGCCCUCGAAUGAUAUUGUUACGUUUCUAUUAUUAUUGGUUUGUCUAUGUUGAUUUGUUAUUUUCUAGAAACCAUUUCUUCUGUUUCAAUAAAGUGCUUUUAAGUAAACUUCAGUUCAUGAUUAUCGAAAUAAAAAAAAAACAUAAUUAUAUCGCAUAAAAAUAUUCUCACAGUGAAAGAUAUCCGUACAUGAGUCUAUGCGUAAGAUUUGCUAUCUAUCAUGAAAUUAUGAUUAUAUUUUAUUUUCUAUUAUGUUUCUUUUAUUAACGAGGAAUAAAAACUCCAUCUAGCUGCUUUAAACAAAAUUAACCGAGGGGAAAAAAUAGCAAAAAACAUAACGAGUCGUUGGAAUUAUUAAGCAAAAUUGUAUCAAAAAUUAUACCAAACGUAACCGAAACAAAAUAAAACACACCUUAGUGAGAAGAAGAGGAUAUAGGCAAGUAAAGCAGCAUGAAUGGUCGCAGUUAUUUCUUAUGUAAAACUGAAAACUAUAUGCGAAAACAGCAGUAACCUUGUUUGUACAUAUUCUUUAGGAGAAACGAAUGAAAAGGAAUGCUAAACAACUGAUACAGAUGCAUGCAAGUAUGCAUUAGUCGCAAAAACGCAAAGGAAAACUGACAGAAAAUUGAGUAAAACAGUAAACCAAUCGUGUAUAAAUUAUGAUAAUUUAAUAAUUUAAAAAAAGGUGAAGAAAACUAUGGAAAACCACGAAAAAUCAAAUGAAAAUAAUAAUCGCUCUUAUGCAAAAAGUUGAAA
Molecule: messenger RNA, 4704 nt
Organism: Wyeomyia smithii (pitcher-plant mosquito)
Lineage: Eukaryota; Metazoa; Arthropoda; Insecta; Diptera; Culicidae
Product: centrosomal and chromosomal factor-like
Exons: 1
Coding region: 1157-2818 (553 amino acids)
Source: RefSeq, a predicted model, not a curated record